Molecule: messenger RNA, 798 nt
Organism: Didymodactylos carnosus
Lineage: Eukaryota; Metazoa; Rotifera; Eurotatoria; Philodinida; Philodinidae
Source: the annotation of a GenBank genome assembly
AUGCAGAACAACCGGUACCAUCGGUAUAAGGAAUUUCGUGUGAGUGUGCUGUCCUAUCGAUUUACUGAAAAUAAAACAUAUUGGCGUUGUAUAUAUUAUAAUUCUCAAAAAUGUCAUGCUCGUCUUCAUACAUGUAAUAUUACCAAUAAUGUUAUAACUCCACCUUCUGAUCAUACAUGCAAAAGACCAGAUCGAAUGUUAAUAUUUGCCAGUUCUGAACAAUUAGAUAUUUUACAAUCAUGUGAUGAUUUUCUUGUUGAUGGUACAUUUAAAGUUGUUCCUGAGAUUUUUUAUCAAUUAUAUGUUGUACAUGCCAUCUAUCGUGGACAUGCUAUACCAGUUGUCUAUUCAUUACUCAGUCGUAAAAAUAGUGAUACAUAUCAACGUCUUAUAAAUGAAAUAGUAGAAUUUGCUCCAUGCUGGUUCCCUGCUUCUAUUUUACUUGAUUUCGAAAAGACAUUAGGUUAUCAGAAUCGUUAUCAAGAAGAUGUUAAAUUUGCUCACAAUAUUAAUAAAAUAGCUGCGUUAGCUUUUAUUCCACCUUGUGAUGUAUUACAUGCAUAUUCACGUCUUGCAUUAGAUCUUGAUGAUGAUUACCAAGAUAUUUUAAAUUAUUUUGAAGAUACAUAUAUAGGACGACUUCGCCCUAACGAUACACGACGUCAACCAACAUUUAGUAUUGAAUUUUGGAAUAUGCAUUCAAGGACAACACAAUUAUCGAUGCGUACAAAUAAUUCUGUGGAAGCAUGGCAUCGUCGUAUAGGAUGUGUAUUUCAAUGCGCGCAUUCUACGCUUUGA